This is a messenger RNA of Trichomycterus rosablanca, 1155 nucleotides long. It is a transcript of the gene cdr2b, whose product is annotated as cerebellar degeneration-related protein 2b. Bases 1 to 1155 code for a protein of 384 amino acids. The record is from RefSeq and is a predicted model, not a curated record. NCBI's taxonomy places the organism in Eukaryota, Metazoa, Chordata, Actinopteri, Siluriformes, Trichomycteridae. The transcript is spliced from 5 exons.
AUGCUAACAGACGUGAUGACAGAGGAACCGUGUGAACACAGAGAUGAAGAACCGUGGUUUCACCAGCAGGAUCUGGAACGUGAUCUUCACUUGGCCGCUGAACUGGGUAAAACCCUGCUGGAGAGGAAUCACGAGCUGGAGCACAGUGUCCGCCAGAUGUGUUCCGAAAACCAGGAGCGGCUCAAGGAAAUAGAGCAUCUCACCAAGCAGGUGGAGACGCUCAGGACGGUGAUGGAUCAGCACGCCAAAGUGAACGAGCAGCUAAACACGAGCGCAGAAGAGCUGGAGCAGAGCAAACAGAGACUCGUCCUGGAGAAACACCAACAUCAGAUCAAGAUCCAGAGACUGACGGAGACGGUACACGCCCUGCAUGUCCAGGUUGAGGAGCUCCAGAAGGAGGUCGAGACCCUGAAGACCAAACAGGAACCAGAGAUACUGGAGGAGCCACAGCGGCCAGACAGGGGCCAAUCAGACUCGUACCCGCUCUCUGAGCGCUCAGUAUCUCCUGGUGCGUCGACUGUGGAGGAAGACGAGGAAGACGAUGAGGAGCACACGAACCUCCUGACCUCUGUACAAGUGCUGCAAACCCGGCUGAUCUCUGAACGGUGCCUGAGGGAGGCGGCCGAGCACGAGGUCGAGGAACUGGCGCAGAAGAUCCGUGACUUUCAGCCUCGCCUGGCACUGCUGGACGAUUACCAGGUUCGUCUGGCAGAAUUACAGACUGAAGUCGUGGAAAUGAAACAGCGGGGGCGCUCCGGUACCGGCUCGGAGAUGCUGCCCGGCACGGUUUUCUACCCUUCACCUGAGGAAACGUGUGAGAUCUGGCAACCGAGGCCGAAGCUAAAGCGCUGCAGCAGUGAGGAGUCGGCGUGUCGGGGCCUGGCGAAGGAAACGCCCGCUCAUGCUGCCGGGUGUUUAGAGGCGGUGGAGAGUAGUGGCGUGUCCCUGCUAAGCGAGGUGGACGCUCAGUACCGCGCCCUGCAGAAGGAAUACGACGCACUCCUGCGCCAACUCCAGAGCGGGCGCUUACAGAGCGACAAGGCCGUGCAGACGCCCUCAGGAGGGGUCGGAACCCAGGACGAUGCCCAGCUCCCUGAAUACAAAACGCUCUUCCGUGAAAUUUUCACCCACAUCCAAAAAGCAAAGAGGAUCUAA